UGUUUGAAUGAGUUGCACGUUCAAGGCUUUCUACGAGUUUAAAUAUUUUUUGCAUUUACACUCGUUGGAUCUUCUUUGUGUACAUUCUCUCGUAUCAUGUCGGAAGGCUAUAUUUUGGCUGCUCUUGAAUUCCUAAUACAAUAUGGUGGAACACAAAGUGUCAAAGACUUGUGGGUGCUAAUGUGUAAUAAAUUUCAUCAAGUUUCUGAUUUUAAACAUGGUGUUGGAAAAAGUUAUCAUAGUUUUGAAAAAUUCUUGUCAUCCAACCCAACAAUCUUCAGUGUUGUUGAUAACUUUGUUCGUCUCACUGAUAUUAGCAAUCCAUUGGAGAAUGAAAAGGACUACCCACAUCAGUAUAAUAGUCGUUGUAACAACAGCUCUUUUAAAAAUCCAAGAAAUAUCCGAAGUAAAUACACCAUAGAGUCAGAGGCUUCAGCCGUUCGAUAUUUUCAAGAACAGUUGCUGAGGAAACCAGAGCGAUGGGUCCCGAUAAGAAACUUGGCUGGACAUUUGUCACAGGCAUCUCCUCAUAUCAGACUAAGUGUGGGACCACAGUCCGAAUUCCUUGAUUUUUUGACGCGGCACUCACUCAUCUUUGAAAUUCAAGGUGAUCUUGUUGGAUUAAGGAACAGAACCAAAACAGUUCCCUGUACACCUCAACAAUCUAUUAAUAAAAAGAAAGGAGUACGGCCACUGUCCUCACAUUUUCCUGAUGACCUACACCGUAUAUCUGUCCCCUGUUUCCGGAUAGACAAUAAUUACUUAAAUCUUCAUAGAACCGGCCAAGAGGAGUCGACACCUAAAUCGCAAAGUGAAGAUGAUAUUAUUGUGUGUUUAGACGACUGUAAAGCUAUAUUUUGGCUAAUGUACGUCAUAAAACAUAACUUAAAAGAUGAAAUUAUGAUUUCGAGAUUACUUGCAGAGCUUUCAAAUGCCCCUGAUUCGGUGAGGAAUUGUAUUGGUUGGACUCAGAUUGAGCUUUCGGAGUUUCUUAAAAAAUAUACCAGGAUAUUCACUGUUGAUGAGGUUGCUGGUGUCGUUGAAGUAAACUACACGAACAAACUUAAUCUUUUUGUUGCCUCAAGGCAUAUAAACGAUUCUUCUUGUGGCCUAAUAGUUUCCCAAAAGGGUUGCAUUUUUUGUGUAAACAGGCUAUGGGGAAUAAUAGAUCUAGGAUUUCACGAACAUGUAUUCUUCGACAGAUCGCUAUUUAAGAAUGUUACAGACCUUACUAAACAUUUCAAGAUUAAAGAAGUAGUUUAUUUCAACGCUAUUUUAGCACCUAAAGAUUCUCGUGCCAAAUGGCGUGCUACAUGUGUUUGGAAAGAAACUGAUCAAAUAAUUAAUCAGUUAGCUAAAGUCAAUCAUUCCGAUAAUAAUAAUACUACUCUUAAUAAUAAUAACAGUAAUAUACAUCCUCAUACUCCGUCCCAUGAACAUCAUCAACAACUUAAUGAUGAUCCUGAUUCCGGUUUAGAUAAUUCUGAUGAAAUAAUAGAUCCAAAGAAAAAUAAAUUGAAUGAUGAUCCAAUCAAUAAAAGAGAUCAGUCAAUCAAAUCUUUAUUUGAUGAAGAUAAUAUGUCAGAAGAGUAUGAAUUUAUUAUUAAACAGUUUGCUAAUGUACGUAUGGCUGAUGUCUGGGAGAUUGAACAGUUUACAAGUCAGUUAAAGUAUACAAGUUCAGAUAUGCUCAAUAGUAAUACUAAUAGUACUGUUGUGAAUAAUAGCAACAAUAAUAAUCAGUAUAAUCAUACCAAAGAUCAUCAUCAUCUAUCAUUAUUACCACAAUAUAAUCCGGUUGAUCAUGAACGUAGUUUAUCAGUCAGUAAUGAAUCACUGUCUGAUUUAAAUACUUUAUCUGAAAUACCUAGUAUUAUGUCUGGUAUACAACUGGAACCACCAUCAACAAUACCACCUUUAAAUUACGCUGAACAUAAAGUCGAUCAUGCUGCUAAUCCAAAACAAUUAUAUAAACUGCUUACUCAUAAACCAGGUUGUCCAUGUCAAUGUCUAUUAUCAUCCACAUUAAUUCAAGAGAAAAAAUCUAUGAAUAGUGUAACUACACAAACAUUGUUUACAGGUGAAGUGAAAGGAAAAUUUUUUUAUCAUGAAACACAAGAUGGUCAUAAUAAUCAUUCUUGAAUUCUAUUGUUAUCAUCGUCGUAGCAGUGUGUUUCCUUUAAAAUCGUUUUUUGAUCAUAAUUUCUUUCUAUUAACCCUACUUCUGUUUUUUCGAAUCCAUUUUCAUUAAUCAUGUAGAAACGCACAGUUUAUUUCAUAUUCUAAAUUAGUCAUUAGUUUGUAAUGAAUUUAUGUAUUUCAUAUUUACCCUAAUAAGACCUUUCCCAAGUCUUAUCUAUCAUAUUUACAUUAUUGUUUGCUGGAUCUUGAAUUACACUUUUCCUUUAUAUUUUCACUGACAAUAAAAAUACCAUUGUAUGUUUAUCUACAUGCCUUAUGAAUAGUCUGAUUACUGUCAGUAAAAUAGAAAACAAUAGGUGAAGUACGCAGUCAUCAUUAUCAUUCAUAGUUACUUUUAUCUACCUGAAUCAAAAUAUUCAAAAGAAAAAGAUAAUAAUAACUACUAAUCAACUUCAUUUGUCAAUUUUGCACAGCAACAAGAAAAGAAAUAGAAAAAUGGAAUGAUUUUUCUUUGAUGAUUUUCUCCGCCUGUAGUUAUUGAUUUUCCUGAUUUUGCUCAUAUUUCUCUGAAAAUUUUUUUUCUUUUUUUUAGUAAUAACUUUUCUUACUUUUCUUUUUUUACUUUUUUUUCUUUGUUUGUUUGUUUAAAUACCUAAAAAAAUAUAGAAGCAUUUCAAUGAAGAAACAUACUAGAAGUGUAGUUAUUCUCUCUUUGAAACUUUCGAACUUUCAUUAAUAUACAUGUAUAUUUAUUGUUUUAAUUAAAUUAAUUUAUAAACAAAUAUGAUUGAUUAUAUUUUGUUUAUUUAUUUAUUUCAAUGGAAUUUUUUAAUCUUUUUAAUGUUUGAUUAAAUGAAUAAACUCUGGGAUAUCCAAAUUUUUCAUGAUAUAUCUAUAUACUACUUAUAUUGAUGAAUGACUUUAAAAUGUUAAUAUAGUGAAUAGGUUACUUGAUUAGUUAUUUUUUAAAAAAAACUCAUGUAUUCGUAUAGAUUUAAUGUUCUAUUUACAUAGAAUAUUGUUUCGUAUGAUUUUUCUUUCAACAAACUUCAUAUUUCACAUUAAUGUAUCGUAAUGAAAAGUUUUCUUUUCGAUGUCGUUGUUGUUGUUGCCGUCGUCACGUUUUUUUUUUUUUCAAAUUUCUAAUGGCUGUGAAUAUAUUUUACUAAUCUACAUACAGAAAUACUUGUACUUUACAUGACAUUUUUCUUUCAUAGAUUACAAUCUUUUUCAAUGAGAGAUGUAUUAAGUAAAAUCAAUGAUCACAGUUAUACUGUUACUCUUAAAACUGCCAUUUCAUUCAAACUGAACAAAUAAUAUUGAAAUAUAAGUUCCAUCUAGAUAAUGAUAAUAAUCAUAUCAUUGAAAGGGUAGUUAUGUUAAAUGAUUUAUUAAAAUAUAGUUUAUUUUGUAUAAAA
Molecule: messenger RNA, 3560 nt
Organism: Schistosoma rodhaini
Lineage: Eukaryota; Metazoa; Platyhelminthes; Trematoda; Strigeidida; Schistosomatidae
Source: the annotation of a GenBank genome assembly